AUGUCUUUUAAUUCUCAAAACCACGGCAGUGACCUCAAACGCAAGAGUGGUUUGUUGGGUAGUAUCCGCGAUAAGCUGGGUCGUUCAAAGAGUACCGCACCAUCCAAGAGUCCAUUAUCCUUCCCACGAGGAAUUCCAGAUAGUGCUCCUCCCCAGCCUAUACUUCCACAUCGCCAAUAUCUCCCACUUCGUACAACCAGGCAUCUCCAUCCAUACACAAAUGCUUCUACAUCUCAGAACAAUUCUCCUACAUUCUAUAGCAGCAACACUUUCGCAUCACGCCACUCUUCUACGGUUCCAAAUACUGCGGGAACUCUCCCACAGCAUGACCUCGAUGGGUCACCCUAUGCUCUCCUAUCUACAUUCGAUACCGUUCUUCUCAUCGAUGAUUCUACUAGUAUGGGAUGGUAUACUCACCCUACAGCCUGGGAACAAGUUUUCUUCGCCCUCCAAACUAUAGCACCAAUCAUUACUACCUACGAUGCUGAUGGAAUUGACGUUUACUUCAUGAACCACAAAAGUAAACACAAGGGUAACGAAAAUGAAGGCAUUGCUGGCACCGGAUACUACAACAUCCAAAACGCAGCAUCGGUAGAAGAACGAGCCAAGAAAGAACUCAAAGCAGGACGAGAAGUCAAACCAUUAAAUCUCAUCGUCAUUACCGACGGCGCUGCUUCCGACGACCCGGAAUCGGAAAUUGUCAAAGUAGCCCGCGAGCUCGAUGAUCUUGAUGCGCCACUCACGCAAGUGGGCAUUCAAUUUUUCCAGGUCGGAAGAGUGGCAGAGGCCAAACAAGCCCUGGAGGAUUUGGAUGAUGCGUUGGAGCAUCGAUAUAAGAUUAGAGAUAUGGUCGAUACUGUUACGUGGAAUGGAAGGGAUACCGAAGCGGGAUUGACAGGUGAUGGAAUCGUAAAAGCGGUGUUGGGUGCGAUUAUCAAGAGACUUGAUCAUAAACCUGCGAGUGGAGAAAUUCCUAGGAAUUAA
Molecule: messenger RNA, 984 nt
Organism: Botrytis fragariae
Lineage: Eukaryota; Fungi; Ascomycota; Leotiomycetes; Helotiales; Sclerotiniaceae
Product: putative von willebrand factor protein
Exons: 3
Coding region: 1-984 (327 amino acids)
Source: RefSeq, a predicted model, not a curated record